Messenger RNA from Peromyscus maniculatus bairdii (prairie deer mouse), 1370 nucleotides. The record is from RefSeq and is a predicted model, not a curated record. Lineage: Eukaryota; Metazoa; Chordata; Mammalia; Rodentia; Cricetidae.
GCCUGUUAAGACAGCGGUGGGACUCUGCUGCCUUCUGCCUUUUCAACAAGGAACUGCUCCAGCUACCUUGGAAACCGAAAGCUAAAGAAAGGAAAUGGAAACCGAAAGUUAAUGAAAACCAAGAGAAUCGGGAAACUGAAUCUUCUCUUUCUUCCAGAAUUGAGCAAGACAGCCAUCUGCUUACUAAGCCUGGUCCUCAGCUUCUGCCUCUGAAAAUGUCCUUCUCACCGCCCAGUACCUGGGAGAAGAUGUUUCAAGAACUGAUGCAGGAGGAGAAACCCAGGGCCAAGUGGACCUUCCAGUUGGAUAAGAACAUUUUACCCAACGUCAUGGCCAUGGGAUGGCGGCAGUACUUGCAGACAGGACUUGGCAGGUUCCAGUGUUCCAUAUGUAACAGAUGGUGGAUUUCUGCUCAAGUGAAGAUCCUGUGCCACAUGUACCGGGAGCCAGGGAAAUCUCAGGGCCGGGUACUCAUGAGGAUCUUUGGUCAGAGGUGCCAGAAGUGUUCUAAGUCUCAAUUUGAGAAUCCUGAGUUCUUCACAGAGAGCAUCGGAAGGAUUAUGGAGAACCUAAUUAAUUAUAUUCUGCAGAAAUACUAUGGGCAUGGCUCCAAGAAGAAACCAUCAACUUCAAAUGAGAAACCUCUUAAGGUGCCUUUGGAUAGACCCCAUGACACAGCCAAUUGUGAGGCAUGCACUCUGGGCUACCCUGGAGGGUGUUCCUUUGCAUAUGAAGCAAAUCUGCCCAAAUACCCAUCUUCCCAACCAAACAGCCACAGCUCUUCCACACCAAAGAGCCACAGUUCUCCCCCACCAAAGACCCACAGUUCUUCCCCACCAAUGAGCUACAGUUCUUGCCUAAAAAUGAGCCUCAGUUCUUCCCCACCAAUGAACAGUUCUUCCCCACCAAAGAGUCACAGUUCUUUCCCACCAAAGAGUCACAGUUCUUCCCCACCAAAGAGCCACAGUUCUUCCCCACCAAAGAUCCACAGUUCUUUACCUCAGACUAGGAAUAUGUAUGUUGAGAAUAGGCAUUUUGAGGAACACAGAGAGAUCAAUUACACAGAGCUGUUAAUUGGUUUCUCUCUUGCUGCACUUACCUUUAUUCUUCGACUCUUCAAAUAAUAGGCUUAUCAUCUUGUUUUCAUACUAUGGUUAUCAAUAAUAUGGAUGUCAUUUUAACAUGACAGUGAAUUGAUUUGAGAUCAAGCAAGGCCAUGUAUGUAGAGUAAACAUGGUUUCCUGGACAUGCUCUGAAAUGACAUACACACAAUGGACCCCAAAACAAAUCUGUAUUAAAUCACUGAACACUCUCAAUUUGCUUGCUCACUUAUUUGUUAUCAAGUUAUAUUCAUUAAAUCUUGACAAGAA